Molecule: messenger RNA, 781 nt
Organism: Colias croceus (clouded yellow)
Lineage: Eukaryota; Metazoa; Arthropoda; Insecta; Lepidoptera; Pieridae
Product: protein lethal(2)essential for life-like
Exons: 1
Coding region: 103-639 (178 amino acids)
Biological process (GO): response to heat; protein refolding
Molecular function (GO): protein folding chaperone
Source: RefSeq, a predicted model, not a curated record
AACCAGCAAGUAUUAUUUGGAAAGCGAUACAGAAAGCGACUUGGUGCGAAAGCACUGCGAUUAUACGAAGUUAUCACUCAACUCUGUGACAAAAGCGACAAAAUGUCUCUUCUACCAUUCAUCCUUGGCUACGAACAUCCCCACCGCAUCCUGGACCAGGACUUUGGCUUGGCACUGACUCCUGAUGAUUUGCUGACAGCGGCUGUUGCUCCUAUGCUCUCUCGGGACUACUACCGGCCCUGGCGCCAGUUGGCUGCUGCCGCGCGAGAUGUCGGUUCCACUAUCAAGUCCGACAAAGAAAAGUUUCAAGUCAACUUGGACGUUCAGCACUUCUCGCCAGAAGAGAUUACAGUAAAGACCGCCGAUGGUUUCAUCGUGGUCGAGGGAAAGCAUGAAGAGAAAAAGGAUGAGCACGGAUUUAUUUCACGGCAGUUCAUCCGGCGCUACGCCCUGCCUGAAGGCUGCGACCCAGAAACUGUUGAAUCUCGACUUUCAUCUGAUGGUGUGUUGACGGUUAUCGCUCCGAGGACUGCUCCAGCUUUGAAGAACGAGAGAUCGGUGCCGAUCGCACAAACUGGACCAGUCAGAAAGGAAAUCAAGGAUCAGACGUCACAGGCUAGCGCUAAUGGAGAGAAAUAACUUCAAUAUUUAGGUGUAAAAUCUUGUGGUGUUAUGAUUUUUUUGCAAGACUGAUUAUGUAUUCUCAGUAUUAUAAUAAUUAUUAUAUUAUGUUUGUACUUAUGAAACGCUUAAUAUACGAUUAUCAUUUUUUGUAAAGAUA